AUGCGAACGGUGGCUUUCAGUGUGCUGUUCUAUGCAGCGUGCUCUUCAACCUUGCUGCUGAUCAACAAGGUGGCCAUGCACUUUGUGCCGGACGCUUCGUUCAUUCUCUUCUGCCAGUUUGUGACCUCAUCUCUGGCGGUUCGAGUGAUCAAGCUGGCUUCCCCAGAUUCGGACAUCGAAUUCCUUCGUUGGGAGAAAGCUCGACCGUUUUUCCUCGCGUGUCUCAUCUUCUUCUUGUGCCUUUUAGCCAACACGGCGGCUCUGAAGUCUGUUAAUGUUGAGACGGUCAUCGUUGCGCGUUCCUGUGCUCCAAUCGCAGUUUCAAUCUUGGAGCAUUUCACCUUGGGUCGAAACUUACCGACACUCCAAGGCACGUUGGCUCUCUUGGCUAUUGCUGGUGGAGCAGUUAUCUAUGUGAUUUCUGACGAAGGUUUCAAGAUUGAAGGAUACACUUGGCUUCUUCUGUACUUUGUCUUUAUCGUCACUGAGAUGGUCUUCGUGAAGUUUAUUGUUGACACUGUGCCGAUGUCCACCUGGACUCGAGUGUACUACAACAACACCUUGUCGAUCCCGCUGGUCCUGUUGUCCUCCACGAUGAUGGGCUUUGGAGGCUUUCUGGAGGUGGCGUGGGCAUGGCAGCACAUAGCAGUUGUCGGCCUGUCCUGCGUUGUUGGAGUGGCAAUUUCUUACUCGGGGUUUCACCUUCGAAAGAUGGUCUCAGCCACAACCUUCACAGUCAUAGGAGUGCUCUGCAAGCUGAUGACGGUGAUGCUGAACGACAUAGUUUGGAGCCAACAUUCAAAUCUCAUGGGUCAUAUUGGGCUCCUUCUCUGUAUCGCUGCUGGCUUUGCAUAUGAACGUACCAAGGUGGUGCCAAAGUAG
This is a messenger RNA of Cladocopium goreaui, 882 nucleotides long. Lineage: Eukaryota; Dinophyceae; Suessiales; Symbiodiniaceae. The record is from the annotation of a GenBank genome assembly.